CCCAGGAAGUGCCAGGCCCGGCUCGGCCGCAGCCCCUCCGGAUCGCGCGGGCGGCGGGGCGCAUGGACGGCGGGUCGGCAUCAUCGCGGCCCCUUCGGUCUACCCUGUCCUCUGAAGAGGAGCCGCCGUCUCACUCAGUGCCCAGGAGGAGCGCCAGCCCUCCACCGUGCCCGGUGCCCGGGGGGACAUGCCACAAGACAGCGGGGGCUCGGCCCAAAGUGAAGCCGGAUGGCGGCACCAGCAGCCGUAGAGCCGGGCGUGGGAAGGCCCGGCUGAGCCACCCCUCGGAGAGACGGAGCCUUCCCUCGUCCAAAGUGGGGCCAGCCACGGAGGGCGCCCAGCGGGCAGACCCCGAACCCUCCAAGGGGCUGGGCCAUUCCUUGCGGCAGAAGCUGCAGGCCGCCGUGGGGCAGUGCUUCCCCAUCAAGAGCCUGUCGCGCUCACCGGACCUCUCUUCCCAGCGCAAGAUCCACCUCCGGGAGCUGAUGCUGGACACCUGCCCCUUCCCCCCGGGCUCGGAGCUGGCCCGCACCUGGGAGCUGAUCAAGCAGCACACGGUGCCCGUCUCCGAGCACGAGGGCCUGGCCACCCUGCCGCCCGAGGAUGAGGACGACCGCCUGAGGGAACGCCGGCGCAUCAGCAUCGAGCAGGGCGUGGAGCCCCCGCCGGAUGCCUUGAUCCACACGUUUGAGGUGACGGCGCAGAUCAACCCCCUGUACAAACUGGGGCCCAAGCUCGCCCACGGCAUGACUGAACUCGCCGGGCCAGGCCGGGCCAUGCUGACCGCCACGGAUGAGCAGGACGAGGAGGAAGAGGAGGAGGAGGAGGAGGAGGUGGAAGAGCUGGAGUCAGCCUUGGUCGGGCUGCCGGAGGUCCGGGACGGCCUGCGGGCGCACACCCAGAUCGACUACAUCCACUGCCUGGUGCCUGACCUGCUGCAGCUGACCCAGCUCUCCUGCUACUGGGGCGUGAUGGACCGCUACGAAGCCGAGUCGCUGCUGGAGGGCAAGCCGGAGGGCACCUUCCUCCUGCGGGACUCGGCCCAAGAGGACUACCUCUUCUCCGUCAGCUUCCGGCGCUACGGCCGCUCCCUCCACGCCCGCAUCGAGCAGUGGAACCACAACUUCAGCUUCGACGUCCACGACCCCAGCGUCUUCCACGCGCCCACCGUGAGCGGCCUCCUGGAGCACUACAAGGACCCCAGCGUCUGCAUGUUCUUUGAGCCGCUGCUCUCCAUCCCCGUGCACCGCACCUUCCCCUUUGGCCUGCAGCACCUCUGCCGGGCCGUGGUCACCUGCUGCACCACCUACGAUGGCAUCGGGCACCUGCCGCUGCCGCGGGCGCUGAAGGAGUACCUGAAGGAGUACCACUACAAGCAGCGAGUGAGGGUGCGGCGCCUGGACACCUGGGGCACCUGAAGCUGAGCCCCAGCCUCCUGGCUCUGCCUGCCUUUUCCUCGUACUCCUUGACCCGCCGUCUCUUACCUGGCCUUCUCCAGAACGGGUGGGGGGGGCUGGUUCCCGGCACGUCUAGCUAGCACGCCGGCUGGAAACGCUGAGCACAGUAACCUGGCACGUCCGGGAAGGGUUUGGGCGGAGGAAGCGGCCCCGUCUCCCUCCAGGCCUUUCUGGGCUUGUGAGCACAAGGGGGUUUGUGGGUGCCUUUUUUCCCAUCCGGGGGCAAAAUCCAGACUUUGGAGGAAGUUUCCGGGACCUUUGCAAGCCAGAGCAAAAAACGGGGGACUUCCAAUUCACCAGAAUUCGUAGCAUCAAAGGGCUGAGCCCCCCUCCCCCCCCACCAGACGGGGGAUUCACCCCAGCGGGGGGCCCUCCAGCCUCCCCUCCCUGAGGAAACGCACAACGUUUGGGGGGGUCGUGGGUCGGAGCUGUUUCCAAGCACCUUGGGCACAAUCCCGCAUUUCUUUGCCUUUCUUCCAUUCCUCCAAGUUAUGCAGAUGGGCCUCGACUUAACAAUGGUUCACUUAGCGACUGAAGCACUAAAAAAGUGACUUAUGACCCUGUUUUUUAACACAAUCAUUGCAGCAACACUCCCACCCCCCCGGUCAUGUGAUCAUUGCAGCAAACCCCUUUUGCGACCGCCUGACAAGCCAAGUCAAAGGGGAAGCCGGGUUCAUUUCCCUCCCCAGCAGCGUGGUUAAAAAUGGCCGUGGCUCACUUAACGACCGUGGCCAUAAAGCGCAUAAAACGAGGCAAGAUUUGCUCGUCUCGCUUGGCAGACAGAAAUUCUGGGCCUGGCUGUGGCCGUGCGUUGAGGGCUACCUGUAGCUGCUGCUCUGGGGAGGCUUCAGGAGCACCCCAAAUCCUGUUGGCCGCAGGGGGAACCCGGAGGGUCUCGCUUCGAGGACCCCAAAAGAGGAGCAGCUGCAGACCCCGAGACCUUGCGGGCGUCGCAUCCCCGGGGAGGGACCCUCCCCGCCUGAACUCCCUCCUUGCUCUGUACCCUUGUCUUAUCAUUAAAGCCGCCUUGGUCCAC
Molecule: messenger RNA, 2493 nt
Organism: Notechis scutatus (mainland tiger snake)
Lineage: Eukaryota; Metazoa; Chordata; Lepidosauria; Squamata; Elapidae
Product: suppressor of cytokine signaling 5-like
Biological process (GO): intracellular signal transduction; phosphatidylinositol phosphate biosynthetic process
Cellular component (GO): phosphatidylinositol 3-kinase complex
Molecular function (GO): 1-phosphatidylinositol-3-kinase regulator activity
Source: RefSeq, a predicted model, not a curated record